Owenia fusiformis is the source of this 12699-nucleotide messenger RNA. Lineage: Eukaryota; Metazoa; Annelida; Polychaeta; Sabellida; Oweniidae. The record is from the annotation of a GenBank genome assembly.
AUGUGGCGAUCCAUUAGUAAGAGUUGCAGAGAUUUGGAGAGACUUGGGACAUGGGUAUCGUGUCCUAUAUGGCAGUUUGUGCUAUGUCUAAUGCUACUGGCUUUAGUCCCCAGAGCACAAGGUACGUGUACACCUUGUCCAGAUGUCUGCGAGUGCCCAGGGACAUCACCAAACUGCAGUACUCUGGACUGUACGGGACAAAACCUCACUUUUAUACCUGGGAGUGUGGACGUCCCCGUGGGAAUAACACACCUAAAACUUGGAAACAACGAUUUAGGGCCAGACAUUCCAAUAGGAUUCUUUCAGAACUUUACUGAUCUUAUUUUUCUUAACCUGACGAACAAUGGCAUUGCGACAUUGGAUAACAGUAUUUUUAAGACGCUAUCUAGAUUAGAAGUAUUGGAUCUCCGAUACAAUGAUCUCACAUCACUCCAUCCAACAAUCCUUGCGGGACAAGGACAUUUAUCUUAUUUAAAUAUAGCCUAUAAUAGUAUUUCUACAAUUGAUUCCACGUUGUUUGAUGAGUUGACGAGCCUGAAGAGCGUGUAUAUUGGCAGCAAUCCACUGCAUUGUGAUUGCACGCUUCGACCAUUUAAACUUUGGGUGAAGAAGUCUAUCGAAGAGGGUGUUAACUUUCCCGAUAACACAUCUAUAAAUUGCGUGUCCCCAAUUGAAACACAUAUUCUGUCUUCUACAUCCCAAAACUUUGUUUGUGAUUCUUUAAACUAUACAUCAUGUGUGAUGGAUUCUAAACGCGGCUAUGUAAUUCCUGCAACGUUUCAAAAUAUCUCGACGCAGCAUGAUAAUCGUGAAGAAUGUAAUAAACAUUGUUUUAUCCAAGGAAGCACACUUGCAGCUAUCUCGUCAAAUCCACAAAUAGAGCCAAAUCGAAUCGAAUGCUUUUGUGGAAUCCAAAUAGAAUCAUAUACCUCUUGCUCAUGUUCUCAUCUCGACACAAAAAGUGACAAUGAUGACUUUUGUGGAGGAUUAUACAUCAGCGAUUCUUUCCUAGUUACAGCCAAUCUCACUCUAAGUCCAAUAAAAGUACAAUCAGUAUUAGAUAUUCUAUAUUUCAAUCUCAACUCACUUUUCCCGAUGGAUACUUAUAUUUGGGACUUCGGAGAUAGUGAAACAAUGUUCAUGACUUCAACUAGCUCUUCAACAUACGCUUACUCAUUCCCGGGUGAAUACAAUAUCCAUGUGACAGCAACCCUUAGUGGACAAAAUGAAAGUCUGGACUCAGUAGUAAGGAUAGUAGCUCCACUUGAAGCUGCCAUCGAAGGAGACGGCGACUAUAUUAGUUCAAAUGGUAAUGCAAACGUACAUGCCACUGUAGUACAAGGCUCGGAUGUCAGGGUUUCCUGGACGAGAUAUUCCGAGGAUGGAGAGAGAGUUGAAGACAAGUCUUGCGAGAUUGGAUGGAGCAUGGACAAGGCGCGAUGUUUCUAUAUUUCGGACACAUCACUGGGGUUCGAGUCUGCAUCCAAACAAUGCACCUUGCGUGACGCCACACUGGCAACAUUUCCCAACAAGGGACAAAUGCAGCAUUUCUUAAGAAAGGCUGAACUGGAUCACGCCGUGUAUGUUAUUGAUGCUGUUAAACAUGAAGACGUUUACAGAUGGAACAGCACUGGUGUUGAUACAUACUUUGAAGCACCUGGACUUAAUGGAACUGGGCAAUGUAUUGGGAUUAACGGCUCGACUGGGUUACUUGUACCAUUGAAUUGCACAGCACCGCAUCGUUAUAUCUGUGUAAAGGAUGCCGUUGAGUGCCCAUUGGGAGGCUCAUUGUUCUCAAAUGACAUGUGUUAUUUGCUGGUGAAGGAGCCACAAACUUGGGAAGAGUCAUUUGGUAGAUGUUUUGAAAUGAACGGAUCACUAGCAGUACUUGACAAACCAGAUGUUUAUCAAUUUGUGACAGAAAAUGUAUUCCGUGAUUCAGGUGUAAAUAUGACAUGGUUGGGUCUUCAGAGACGCAGCCAAAUUGGAGAGUCCAUGUGGAAUAAUGGUCAGCCAUUGGAUAUAAAUCUUCACAGGCAAAAUGUAUUUGCGACUAAUUCCUCGCAAAUGUGUGGGUUUUUAACAUCUACUUCACACAAUCCUUAUUAUGUCAUAUCAAACCAACCUUGUGCUGAAGUAACAAAUUAUAUAUGCCAAUACCCAAAUGGGGCAUCAAUUCCUGAAGUUCCAUCUGAUGUUGUCGAUAUAGCAGAUGAGUUAUUAGUUAAUGGUUCUACAACAUCGUUAGACGGUGCCUUGGUUGCAACAAAGCAAAUGGGAACUAGACUGAAUACAGUUCUACUACCAGGUACAUGGUUCAGAAGUAACGGUGUAUUGACUGCUAUAAGAUUUACAACUGGUCUAGUUAAGAAGAAUACGACUCUUCACAUACACAUAUAUAGGCCUGGCUGUACAGAAACGAAGCAACUAAUAUCACCAGGUUGUGACAAUUCUGGCUACCAAUAUAGUGCUUGUCUUGACAAGAGUGACUGCAAAUAUUUAAAAUCACAUGACUGUAAUUCAUCACACCAGUACUGCCAUCUUUCAAACACGUGCCAACUACGAAACAUUCCAUGUAACUGCAAUAAUAUCACAUGUCCGUCCAUUUCUCAUGAAGACAUUCACCCCAAAUUGCCAUUUUAUUCCGUCCAAGGUGCAUAUAGUCUGGAGGUUUUGCCUGGUAACCAAACCACAUACACUGCAAAAUUGCCGCAAUUACGUCUCCAGGAGAAUGAUAUUAUUGGAUUCCAAUAUGGCUCCUCUGGAGAACCAGUAUUAUGCAUACAAAACUCCCAAUCGAAGUGGAGACAAAACAUUUUAAUACAAAAACUGCCAGAAAUUUUUACAAUCAAUGAUGUCCUCCCAGCCACUGUAUUUAACUGGAAGUACGAUAUCGUCUGCCACAUUCAAAUCUUCUAUGGCAAGACAUAUGCGUUUUCACCUCCAGCAUACAUGCUCGAAGAUAACCUACGUGCAGGGAGAUACAUUUAUAGUGCCAAAAUAUACAGUAUCGAAAAGGUCAUCGAAAAGAAUGUUUCCAUCCUGGUUGAAGAUAGCAUAACACGUUUAUCGAUAGUUCAUCCAAUGCCAAAGAAAAACAAUGUAUACAUUGAAAGAAAUGUAUCUACCACGUUACUCAUCAAAAUAAACAGAGGUACUAACGUUACUGGUCAAAUAAAUGAUCUAUCCGUGAAUUAUAUAUUUGUACCACACUGUCCAACAGAAUUACAUCCAUAUUCAGAAUGCUCUAGCAGAAAGAAAAAUGAACAGUUUAUUUGGGAGAAGUACUUGCUGAAGAACAUAGAACGCAUUACAUUAUCUAUAAAGGCCACCAAUAAUGUAAGCUCUAGGAUUAAUGCGUAUGUCUUACAUUCCCAGGAUGCCAUUAAGGGUGUUACCAUCAUGACAAAUCACUCUACUGGGGCUAUUUUACUUCAUCAAAAUCUGGAAUUUAUCGGAAAAGUUACAGCUGGAACGGAUCCAGAAUUUACAUGGUAUAUAGAUUCAAAUCUUGUUCAUACAAACUCAUCACCCGUUUUAAAAUACUUCUUUUCAUCAUCUGGAAAUCAUAAUAUUUCCCUUGUUGUGUCAAAUGGGGUAAGUUCUACAAUUAAAACUUUGGAAGUUAGAGUGCUCCAAGAAGCAAAUAUGUCUAACUUGGUCAUAAAAAGUGGCCCUAGGUGGACAGAACCAAAUGCUCAAAUAGCAAUCACGUUUUCAUUUCAAGUGGAGAGGAAUGCUAAUAUUAGUUACACAAUAGAUUAUGAUGAUGGAACAAUUGAGCAGUAUGACAUCCCCGAAACAUCGACUGAUUUGUACUUUGAAUUUACCCACAUGUAUGAAUAUACUUUCCUAGGAUGCAAAUAUAUAAGGAUUACUACAAAUGACUUAUAUAGCGAACUAACUGUACAUCACAUAAUACACGUCCUCGUGUUGCUUGAAGACGUUCACCUAAUUGGUCACCCGACACAUGUAGCAACCAAUCAAACUGUAAAUAUGACUGCUAUUCCUAAGAACAACUGUUCUGCAUGUACUUAUACGUUCAUAUUCAAUGGUGCCACGUUCCAAGACAACGCUAAUGCAACUGCCGCAUAUUCAUUUACUGAACCCGGUUAUUUUGUGAUAUCAACAGUGGUGAUUGACAACGGCAACAUUGUAGGAAAUGCAUCUGUAAAUAUAACAGUAGAUGAACCAGUGCAGGGCCUAACCCUGAAUUACACUAACAAAAUAAUACUGCCAUAUGACAGCCUUGAGUUUACUAUAAUCAGCUGGUCUUUUAAUCGUGGAACUAAUGUGUUGUUCAACAUAUCAUCAGAUGAAGGCACACCUGAUGUGAUUGCAAACGACUCAUCGUCAAAAACAUAUAUAUUUACAAAACAGGGAGUUUAUAAAGUUAAUGUUACUGCAUACAAUAAAGUUCAUUCUGAAUCGGCAAUUGCUCGCAUUGACGUUAUCGACCCUCAGAAUAUAACAGCUUUAAAAAUUGUCCCAAUACCGUGUCAAAUGAUUGAUACUGAUGUUCAGUUUGAAGCUGUCGUUGAAAACCAUAAUUCUAGUCAGCAUGAGUAUGCAUGGGACUUUGGAGAAAACCUCAGUGUGAACGGCACAGGCAAAGUAACUACUAAUCAUACAUAUUCGAAAAUCGGAGUUUAUAAGGUUAUAGUAACAGUGACUUCAAAAACGAUGAAUAGAUCUGCUUCAACCACCGUGUGUAUUGAACAGCCUGUCAAUAACUUCAUUUUAGAAGCCGAUGAGCCUGUUGCAUUGAAUCAAAGUUCACUUAAUGCAAAUACAACAAUAACAGCAAAAGACUAUGAAUGUAUAAACUGCUUCUUCAAAUGGAGUCACGAUGGAAAUACAAUUACAUUAUAUGAUGUUCCUACAUUUGUGUUCAAUAUACAAAGAAGUGGAGUUCAUGAAAUCCGAUUGACAAUCUAUAAUAAUAUAAGCAGCCAUGAAGAAAGUAUUAAGGUCAACGCAGAGGAUGUUAUCGAGGGAGCUAAAUUGAUUAGUGAACCAUCUGAGAAGUACUUCUCAAUUAAUGCAGUUGUAAAGCUCUCUAUCAGUAUACCACAUGGAUCAAAUGUUGAAUGUGAGUGGACCAUGGGUACGGAUAGGUUAGAAACGUCUCUGUUUAGCCAUUACUACAUGUUUAGAUCUCUCGGAGUGAUAAAGGCGAGUGUAGAGUGCAACAAUCGUGUUUCUCGAAUAUCUGAUUCUACUAACUUCAUAAUUGAAGGACCUGUUAGAGAUGCCGUUUUUAACCAAUCAUCAUAUAAUUUAAUAACUGGAACUUCUCUUACCUUGAGAGUUGAUACAAAUCAAGGUGCAACAGAUUUAGAAUACAAUUGGGCACAUUGUUUGGCAUGUAGCUCAUUUCAGUCUAUAAACAACACAGUCUCCUUCAGCUUUUCUACUGCCGGUGAGUAUACUAUCGCUGUUGAUGUAGCAAAUCAUGUGAGUAGUUCCAAAGCAAAUACUAAAAUUAUAGUAUACGAAGAAAUUGUGAUAGAAGGAAUCCACUCCAGCUAUCCAUCCUUUCCAUUCAUUCCAACUUAUAAAACUGUCGAAUUCAGUGUUAACAUAACGAGGGGUAGUAACGCCAUCAUAGAGUGGACAUUCUCCGAUGCAUCAAUUGCCCUAUCACCCACUUCAGAUGUUGAGGUCACUCAUGCAUUUAACAGAACAGGUAAUUUUACCAUCACUGUACGAAUAUCUAAUGAUGUGAGUCAGCAGGAAAUAACACAGAUCGUUAGUGCCCAGGAAAUUCUUAAAGAGUUUGACAUUUCGGCAAAUCAUACUGUUGCAUCUGUUGGACAAAUGAUAUCAUUUGUGGCGUCGUCUACAUUUGGAUCAGACUUGCAAUAUACUUGGGACUUCGGUGAUGGAACUAUAAAAGAAGGAGAUAAACGUUAUAUACACGCGUACAUGGCUCCUGGUUUAUAUACAAUUAAAGCUACUGCAAAGAACCAAAUAUCAUCAAGUUCAAAACAGAUAAAUGUGGAUGUACUAGAACCCAUUUCUUCAUUGGAUAUUUCAAACUGUUGUAAGAGAGUUUACCAAGCUGAUACAAGAGCAAACAUGUCAGUAAUAGUAAACAAGGGGACACGAGUUAACUGUCAAUGGACUAUAACGUCUCCUAAUUUAAAUGAGACUAACAUCGAUGGGAAAAAUAUUAAGCUGGACCUAUCUGAGGAGGGUAUUUAUGAACUAAUGGUUAACUGCAGUAAUGGAAUUAGCAGUCUCGUUACUAACAGAUCUUUAGUUGUUCAGACAUUUAUAGAAUCUGUAAAUAUGUUCGUACAUGGCGACGAAAGAUAUCUCUACGCAAACCAUCCUAUUUAUUUCUCAGCUAUUGUACAGAAUGGGGGUCGAGAUACAAGAUAUAGGUGGAUGACUAGUGACUCACCUCAUAUUUGGGAGAACUUCUCAAAAGUUUUCCUAAGAAUUUUCCUUUCAAACGGGACUCAUACAGUGAACGUAACAGCAUACAAUAACAUAAGUUCAGCAUUUAAUAGCAUGACCAUCUCUACUCAGUAUUUGCAGUGUUCUAUACCAAGACUUGCGGUGGUUGGUGGAAUCAGUAGGAGAGCUUUACGCUCGCGUCGCAUCCAUUUGGAAGUAAACAUUGCCAGUAAUGAUUGUACAGCCUAUGAGGUCAGACAUUCCUGGAGGUUAUACGACGAUAUCCCUUCAUGCCUUGGCCUUGCAAACUCCAGCAUAGUUCUUCCAGAAAGCUACGAUUCGAGGAGUCCUAUACUAAGAUUACCUGCAUGGUUCCUAGAUUAUGGCCAUUAUUGUAUCGAAUUCAAGUCUUCAUAUGUUAAUACACCCCUUAAAUCAACGGCUUACUUUGAGUUGGAGAUAAUUUCGUCACAAUUGAAAGCCCUUAUUAAAGGUGGUGACGAGAGACAAUUAUGGGAACAUGACAGAUUGACAUUAGAUGGUACUGAAAGCUAUGAUCCCGACCAACCACCUAAUGUUGAACAACAGCUGACUUAUAUCUGGACUUGUAGAUCAAAGCCAAAAGUGACUCCAGCACUAGCGAGUACAGUUACAAGUAAGCCGCUGCAAAUAUUCGAUGAUGGCUGCUUCAAAAUGUUGUCUGGACCUCUGCAUAUUUUCCCCAUGGAAACAUUUAUUGGAGGUCGGGAUUACUACUUCAACAUGACCGUUUCUCAGAGUGUGAUAGGACGUAGUACAACAGUCACACAAAAGGUGACAGUCGAGUUAUCACCAGUUCUCUCGGUCAAUAUUGGAUGUAUUUCAUGUAAGGUCACGGAUACCUACAAAAUAAGCCGAUCUUCAUCUAUAAAACUUAUUGGAAGCUGUGAUAACUGUGGGCCAAAUGUAAGAUACCUCUGGUCUGUCCACCGCAUUGAUGGAAAGGAUGUAAAAAUUGAUGAAACCACCUCGACAACUGGAGCGAAUAGAAUCAAUUUCGUCCUCCGCAGAGAUAUCAUUGACAAUAGUUUUGCGUAUAUAUUCAAAUUGAAAAUAGAUGAUCUCGAGGGAGGUAAAGAAGGAUAUUCCUCUCUUACUCUUCAUCCCAAUGAGCCUCCCUAUGGCGGCGCUUGCAGUGUAUCACCUAGAUAUGUGAUUGCAAUGGAAUCCAAGGUGAAUGCUACAUGUAGUGGCUGGAAGGAUGCUGCUGAUAAUAAAUAUCUUCCCUUGCUCUACACUAUAACAGUAGAACGUUUUAAUGGGGACCAAAAUAAUAUUGAAGGUUAUACUCUUUACCAUGGACCUCAAAGUUCUCACAAUCUUUACCUAUCUUCUUGGCCAGAGAGUGGGGGUAACUCUGUUCAGCUGGUUAUCAAAGUGGCUGACCAAUAUGGAGCAUCAACCAUUGGUCUAAACCAGACAUUGAUUAUUGACAAGGGUUACACAGACGACUUCCCUGGAGGAUACGUGAAUUAUCUCCAUCAACAUGUGCCUAAGAAGUUUGUGGAAUUGAGACGUAUGAAUGACCCAGUAACCUUACUACAGUAUGCCACGGGUCUGUGUAUGCAACUGAACAAAGAGACUUUAAAAGCCUCUCGAUUAGAAGUAGAUAACGAUGUGGGAAAACGGUCCUCAAUACGAGAUGAAAUAAGUAUGGCUCUCAAUGAUUCUUGUCCUGUACAAAAUAUAGAGGAUGUGAAACCUAUAGCAUAUCUUCUUACACAACUUACGAUGUACACCGAGGAAUAUCAAAAUCGAACAUGCCAGAUUGCUGUGUCAGACAUUUUGGAUAGAUUUAUGAAUGUAAUCGACGGCAUCAAUACUCAAGGAUUGAGCAGUGAAGACAUGAAUACCUACACUGUUCUCUCAACAAUGUCCAAUCUCAUGCAAGCUGUGAAUUACAGACAUUAUAUUCCACAUAACAUAACACAAGAAGCUAACUCAUUUGUUGAUCCGUAUAUCCAAUCUGCUGACACCAAUCUCACAACAGGAGAAGAUGAUAUGCAUCGAGAACGAAUCGUCACUAAUGUGCUAAACAUGGUUGAUGUUUUGGCGACGAGGUUACUGAUGACUCAACUUCUUGAUGAAACAAUGGCUACAGAGACCGUUCCAGGACUUCAUUUACGAGGUCAGAGAGUUCUGGCACAAAAUAUUCUGAGAGAUCAACUUGCAAGUGGAUGCCAUAUCAAGAUUCCAUCAGAUUUUCUUCAGCAGCAUAGAGAUUCAGAAGUGUUUCAAAUAAUAUCUGUAUCCCCUAUCAAUCCAUACACGUGGGGUUUCAGCAAAAACUUUGAAAUUUCUACUUUUGUUCCAGCCCUAGUUUUCAAAUAUGCCAAUGGGACUGAAAUCAAUGUGAAAAAUAAUCACGAGGAUUUUUAUAUUGCUAUGCCUGAGAGUUGGACAGUGACUGGUGAGCCUGUUCCGAUACCCAGUCCUUCUAUUACACACUCGCCUACAACUGGAGUAGUACACUCAAAUACCACACUAAGAUCAUCUGAGACGCAAGCUCUGUGCAUUAAUACAACGCUUGAUGUGUCGAAUGCGUCACUUCAUAUUCAGGUGUUAUUUAAUGUAAUUGACAAUCAGGAAAAUCUCACAGAUGUGAACUUUUAUGUUGUCGCGUUAUAUGCAGCGGGCUACCAACCAACGGACGAUGAAUAUGACAUCAUGCAGAACAUCAGUAUUCUACAUAUGGAACCCAACGCAGACCACAGAAACUAUACAAUAUUUCAAAGGUCAUAUGAUCCAUCAGUUCAACAUUAUGUAACUAUAACAAACCCUCACAGUGACGUCAGCUUGAACAUAUCCAUUGGUUAUUUCUUUUCGAGCUGUCAGUAUUUCAAUACGACCAGUAAAAAGUGGCAGACGGACGGAUGCUAUACAGCGGAUUUAUCCACGCCUAUGCAAACGAUCUGCUCCUGUAAUCACCUGACAUCUUUUGGCGGAGGUGUUUUCAUUCCAGAGGAAAUUCUCUCCUUUGAAACUGUUGUCAGGAUGACAUCAGGAACAAAUGUUGUUACCAUUGUUACUAGUUUAAUGAUUGUGGUUAUAUAUCUGGCUGCUAUGAUUGUCGCUAAGCGAUGGGAUCUACUAGAUUUACACAAGAUCGGUGUUGUUCCAUUGUGUGGUAAAGAUGGGGUAUAUCGAUAUGAAAUCACAGUUUAUACUGGGAUGAGAAGGGGUGCAGGUACUACAGCCCACAUAGGCAUGAAACUUUAUGGAUGUGACUCGUCAAGUAGCGCAUUCCAUCUAUCAAAACCGAGCGCAUUCAAACGUAAUGGCCGGGACAGUAUGUUAGUUGCAACGGAGAAAUGCCUCGGGGAUAUAUGGAAGAUAUCAAUUUGGCAUGACAAUACGGGACUGUCACCAUCUUGGUAUCUGUCUCAUGUAGAAGCCAGGGACAUCAGUGCAAAUAAAUCCUAUUUGUUCAGAGCUAAUUGUUGGCUUUCACUUCAACAUAGAAAUGGUGAACUCAAGAAAAAACUGCGUGUAUCAGAUCCGAAAGAGGUAGAGAGGUUCACCUGGGCAUUCCGUAGUGAAUUCGCAAGGGGAUUAGCAGAACGUCACGCCUGGCUAUCUGUGUUUGAACGAAGGGCCCAAAGUAGAUACACACGUGUUCAAAGACUUACGUGUUCCGUAACCUACCUACUAAUGACCAUGGCUGCUAUUGUUUUAUGGUAUGGUGUCUUGGCAGCAACUAUGUAUCCUGAAACAUUGACAGACAUCUUUACAGGAAAAGAUAUUUUGGUUGCAGUGGUGUCCGCUUUGGUUGCAAUGCCCUUGAACAUAUUACUUGUCCAAAUGUUCAGGAAAUCCAGAUGCAAGAUCAGUGCAUCGGACUUGAAUAACAUAACUCAAACGGCAGUAGAAAUGGAUGCAAUGUGUGAGAUGUCCCAGCCUGGCAGUGAAUGCGGCUCUGGUAUCCUCAAGCCACAUAUUGGGCUAGGUUUGCAUCGGUCAGAUCCAAUUCACCAUGGCUAUUUGGAUAACAAUAACAGUGAUGCGAUUCAACAGUACAUAAUUGACAAAAACAGACUUCGAAGAACUUCAUCAGACACUGGUUCCUCUUUGUACGAUAGAAUCCUGAGAUGGUCGGAUAAACCAUCCAACCUUUGGAAAGAUGACGACUGCUCCUCAAGAGAACAAAGUGCUAGGUCUAGGCGCAGCUUAAUGGCAAAUAGAAAAAUAAGCGUCCAAAGUUCUGAGUUUUGUGAAAGUCCAAUUCCGAUCAAUGAGGAUACAGAUGACUACAAAAUUGACAAACAUGGCACAGAAACAGGAAAAACAUUUGAUUCGAGACAAAUGCAAAGACGUCGUAGAAUGGGAGUUUAUAGCAAAGAUGAAGGGUUGGGUCCUGACAUUUUGAAUACGACAGAAUCCAAUGACAAUACAACCCCAAGUUCAGAAAUAGAGAAUGGUUUACAUUCUGAGGAACAGGAAGCAGAGUUGUCUCGUAUGGAAAAGAAUAAAUCUGAGAGUAACUCUGAAUGCUCUCAUACUAAUAACAAUAACAGUUCUGAGAAUGAAAAUCAAAGCUCAGAAAGUGGCAUUUUUACACGCUCCAGUGAUUCAUCUAGUAUCAACGACAUUGUAGAUCAGGAACUACAAAAGGCAUUCAGUCCUGCAAUUUGUCCGGAAUCUGAUAAACGGAGGUCAUCGAGAGGGCAAAGGGGAGAAAAAGUUAGCUGGACCGAGUUACCACCCAAAAUAUCUGAUUUCAUACCCCGACACCCAAUUUCAACGUUAAAACGGCGCUUUUCUAAUUUGACUGCCUCAACUGCUACCCAGUUUACAAGCAAAGGUUAUCUAAAGAGAACAACAAAUGACAACAAAUGCCAACUACCAUCGUGGUGUGUUUAUCUGGCAUACAUCUUAUGUUUUGUGCUGGCUUCUCUGAGCAUUGGUGUUAUCAUUGGUGUUGGACAUUCUUUUACUGUUACCAUAGCAACCAAAUGGGCACUCGCUGUCAUUAUUGCAACAUCAAUAUCAGCCCUCGUAUUAGAGUCACUGAAGGUACUGAUAAUAGCAGUUCUUCUAGCUAUUAUGAAAAGGGGUACAACCUUGAGUGAUGAUGAUGUAGAAAUAUCACCUCUGAUAGAAUCAAAUGAGACCAUUAAGGAUUUGAAAUGUAGACCAGUUGGUGGUUUCGCUUUGCAUCACGCCAGAGAAGAAGCAGAGAAGCUUCGAAGGAUGCAUGCUCUCUUAAGACAGUUUGUUGUUUAUGUGUUAUUCAUUUGGUUGGUAAUGGUGGUCAACUAUGUGGACAAUCACACUGAAAGAUACCGACUAUCUGAAUCUUUGAAAAACCAAAUAACACAUCCCCAGAAUUUAAGCCAAAGAUUUACGACAAUCAAAAGGAAAGAUGAGUUUUGGAAUUGGCUACAUCAUGGAAUUGUGGACAGUAUAUACAAUGAAAGUGAGCCUAGUGAGAAUGCUUAUACGUUUGUUCUUGGACCACCACGUCUGCUACAAACAAGAUCAAAGAACGUUAAAUGUAAAGCAACAUCAGCCGUGCCACCAUUGAAUGCUGCAAGUAUUACACAACGUCCAUGUUAUGGAUCUCACACGUGGGUAGAAUCAACUGAACACUAUGGGAUAGGAUGGAAUAGUAGCAUUUCACGAAAUUACACUUGGCGCUAUUCAACACAAGGUGACACAGAAACGUAUGGUAUGUGGGGAGAGUGGGGUUGGUAUAAUGGAGGUGGCUACGUUCAACUUCUCCCAUUAUCAUCUGACGAGGCACAUCAUCAACUUAACACGCUAGAAAAACAGAACUGGGUUGACAGAGGUACAAGGGCAGUUAUAACAGAGUACACAGUGUAUAACAACAAUCGAGAUCUGUAUUCAUCUGUCCGCUUAUUGGCAGAAUUCUCUCUCACUGGGGAAGUGAUUUCGUCUAUAGAUAUCCAGGUUGUGUCAUAUCAGAAGUUCAUACUUGGCAAGAUUAAUGCAACUCUGAUAUGCCAGAUGCUGUUGAUAGCAGUGGUCCUAUAUCUAUGUGGAUAUAUAAUCAUGUCCAUCAUUGAGGAGAAAAAACUCUACUUUACUCACUUAUCGAAUUGGUUAGAUCUGGCUAUUGUCACUUCUGCAACAGCAACAAUUGUUCUGUAUAUCUAUAAUAUGGUGAAUAGUACCAACUUGUUCAGUCGAUACACAUCAAAUACUGGCUCAUUUAUGAGCCUGUCCUGGCUGGCAAAUGGAAUAUACAUAUGGACCUGCAUGAAUGGAGUCCUUGUAUUUCUCCUAAUGAUUAAG